GUUUGAUAAGCUACACCAGCGUUCAUUGUGAUGUAACUGGACUGCUGUACUAGUACUGAGCUCUUGCAACAAGCGAUAUCAGUUACAUGUAUUCAGUGAUACUAGAAGUAGUUGGGAUUUACUAGCCUCUUUAUCAUUAACUUAGUCAUGGCGGAUUUUGCAGCUGGGACUUGGACGCUCGUGGAUACGAAAAACUUCGAAGAGUACUUGAAAGCUGUCGGUGUCGGCAUGGUGAUGCGCAAAAUGGCGGCCGCUAUCAAGCCGACACAGGUGAUCGAGGUGACCGGAAAUAGCUGGGUGAUCAAGACGCUGACCACCCUCAAGAACACGGUGCUGGAGUUCGUCCUAGGCCAGGAGUUCGACGAGGUCACAGGCGACGGCAGGAAAUGCAAGACAACAUUUACACUAGAGGGUAAAAAACUGACACAAGUUCAGAAAGGAACACCCGACUCAGUUAUAACGCGCGAGUGGGACGGCGACAGCAUGAUCAUGAUUUUGUCUACCGACGACGCCGUGUGCACGAGAACAUACAAGCGUGCGACGUAAUUCGUAAACGAACAAUAAUGUGUCCUUAUAUGCGAUCGGUAACUUGAGACUAUUAACGGAAACUUUUUUUAAAAGGCGUUGUUACUGGAGGACUUUAAACUCCCAGAUGACAAGUGACAAGUGUAUUUGCAAAAUAAUUAAACGGGCAUUUCUAUGUUUCAUGCAAACAACCCAAGUAAAUCAGUAAGGAUAAAGCCAGACUAAGCAGUGGUGCCUAAAAAGGGCAGGUGACUUGUGUCAUUCGAUAGACGGUAAACUUCUUAAAUUGUGCUUUAAUUGUGCUGUUUCCACUGACUUACUUAUUCAAGCAUUCAGUCAGAAUAUAUUUCAGCAGGCAGUUUCCUUAUUAAACGUGAUAAUAUGAUUUGAUUUUAAUAUCAAGCACUACGGUACGUAACUCUAUCAAAUAUUCAAUAGAAAAUAAAGACACGGUAGGUAUGCAUGUUUUUAUGAGAAUAUUGAUAAAAAACAUAAUAACAAACACGGAUGGGACAUAUUUUUAAAGGUUGGGCAAAUAAACAGGAGGGUGUGGCGGACACAUAUGUUAAAACUGUGGGAUGUAAAAAUUGGAAGCAGGUUCCCUGCUGUUCUGCUUUAGCCUAAUCCCCAAAAUCAGCGGACAUUGUAGCAAUCAUAACCUCAUUUGUCAUACUGUCGCUUACAGCAUUAUGCAAUCAGUAUUAUUGGAUGUUAUGUUUAUUAUUCCAAAAUACAUGUUAAACAAUC
Molecule: messenger RNA, 1272 nt
Organism: Dreissena polymorpha
Lineage: Eukaryota; Metazoa; Mollusca; Bivalvia; Myida; Dreissenidae
Product: sodium/calcium exchanger regulatory protein 1-like
Exons: 4
Coding region: 148-546 (132 amino acids)
Biological process (GO): fatty acid transport
Cellular component (GO): cytosol; nucleus
Molecular function (GO): fatty acid binding
Source: RefSeq, a predicted model, not a curated record